Molecule: messenger RNA, 2300 nt
Organism: Antechinus flavipes (yellow-footed antechinus)
Lineage: Eukaryota; Metazoa; Chordata; Mammalia; Dasyuromorphia; Dasyuridae
Gene: FNTB
Product: farnesyltransferase, CAAX box, beta
Exons: 11
Coding region: 910-2070 (386 amino acids)
Biological process (GO): protein farnesylation
Cellular component (GO): protein farnesyltransferase complex
Molecular function (GO): protein farnesyltransferase activity
Source: RefSeq, a predicted model, not a curated record
AAAAACUUUAGAUCAUUUCAUUAUUGAACUAAAAUUUACAUAUUAGGAGUCUUGACUCAGCAUCUUGAAUUCUUCUGUAAUGGUGAUUUUUCUUUUCCAUAAAUUCUGAGAAUGGAGUACUACUUAUUCCAUUCAUGAAUAAGACUGGAUGUGGCACAUUAUAUCAGGUUUCUGGCCAAUAUGCUGAUACUGAUAAGGUACAAAUGAAAACUACUGCUAAAACAAAAAAACAAUGCUAUCUGACUUUAGAUUAGUAGUUAAAGGAGAUAUCAAUGAAGUUAUGAUAGAUGGAUUACUUAAGGGUAGUCAUAGUGAAAACUAAACUCAAGGAAAUAUUCUUCACUUCUAUGAAGAAAUAUCUUUAAAAUGCAGAAAAAAGAGAAGACAUAGAAAGUCAUUAAUGGCUCUAUCUUUGGAAUGAGAAAGGGAACUUGAGCUACAGAGCCAGAAAUCCUGUCAGUGAUAUCUCUAGCUGGUUACAAAUGUAAUUUCUGCAAUAGAAUAAAGUCUCUGCAGAGAGGAUGUUGUUGACUAUAACAUCCAUAUAUAUUCUCCAACAUGAUCUCUAGGUGCUUUUAUUCAGUUCAACAAGCAUUUAUUUUGUCAUAUUUUUAUUCAUCUUUUAUUUUUAUAUCACCUUCAUUUCUUAAUGUAUCCCUCCCCAUGCCAUCCUCUCAAAUCUAUCCCUUGUAACAAAUAUUUACAAAGAGGGAAAAAAACAAUUCAGCAAAGUUAACCAUCAUACCAACCAAGUCUAACAGUAUGUGCAAUAAUCCCCCAUCUCUGCAAAGAAGGCAGGGAGGUGAAUUUUUUUAACUCUUCUCCAGGCCCAAGUUUGUCAACUAGCAUUUGUUAAGCACCUACUUUGUGCCAGGCUUUGUGCUGGAUGCUGGGGAUACAAAGGCAAAAAUGAACAGUCCCUGCCCUCAAGGAGCUUACAUUUCUACUAGGGGGAAACAACAUGUACACAGACUUAUUCUGCAUCGAGAGAAGCACUUCCAUUACCUGAAAAGAGGCCUUCGACAGUUGACAGAUGCUUAUGAGUGUCUGGAUGCUAGCCGCCCCUGGCUCUGCUAUUGGAUCCUGCACAGCUUGGAACUGCUUGAUGAACCCAUUCCUGAGUCGGUGGCUUCAGAUGUGUGUCAGUUUCUGGAGCGAUGCCAAAGCCCAACAGGUGGCUUUGGAGGGGGACCUGGUCAGCACCCACACCUUGCACCCACAUAUGCAGCGGUCAAUGCAUUGUGUAUCAUUGGCACUGAAGAGGCCUUUGAUGUCAUCAACAGAGAGAAACUCCUAGAAUACCUCUACUCCCUUAAGCAGCCUGAUGGUUCUUUCAUCAUGCAUAUUGGAGGUGAGGUGGAUGUCAGAAGUGCUUACUGUGCUGCCUCAGUUGCUUCCCUAACUAAUAUCAUCACACCUAAACUCUUUGAAGGUACUGCAGAAUGGAUAGCAAGGUGUCAGAACUGGGAAGGUGGAAUUGGUGGUGUGCCAGGCAUGGAGGCCCAUGGUGGUUAUACUUUUUGUGGACUGGCAGCACUGGUCAUUCUCAAGAAGGAGAAAUCCUUAAACCUGAAGUGUUUAUUACAAUGGGUGACAAGCCGGCAGAUGAGGUUUGAAGGUGGAUUUCAGGGCCGAUGCAACAAGUUGGUAGAUGGCUGUUACUCUUUCUGGCAGGCAGGGUUACUGCCUCUCCUCCACCGAGCACUGCAUGCUCAAGGUGAUCCUGCCCUUAGUAUGAGUCGCUGGAUGUUUCACCAGCAGGCCUUGCAGGAAUACAUUCUCCUAUGCUGCCAGUGCCCUGCAGGGGGUCUUCUGGAUAAGCCUGGCAAAUCAAGGGACUUCUACCACACCUGUUACUGCCUGAGUGGCUUGUCCAUAGCACAACAUUUUGGCAGUGGAGAGAUUCUAUGUGAUGUGGUCUUGGGAGUGCCAGAAAAUCGCCUGCAACCUACUCACCCUGUAUACAAUAUUGCACCAGACAAAGUGGUCCAGGCUGUCAUGUAUUUCCUACAGAAACCCAUCCCAUGUGUAGAGGAGGAGGUAGCAGUAACUUCUGCUGCCACUGACUAAAAGGCACUGUGUCCUCUCCAGCCACCACUUCGAUAUCCACUUUCUCAGUACACAGCAUAUCCACAGUGUACACAGUGCUGUACAAAGCCUUAGCUACCAUGGAGCUAUAUUUUUUCCCCUUUCUUAAAACACACAGAAACAUGUCUGUGUGUGUGUCUGUGUGUGUGUGUGUACACAUGCAUGAGUUUGUACAUACACAUACAUACCUAUACACACACACACACACACAC